AAUUAUCCCCUGAGUCAGCAGGAGCGACGCCGCCCCCUCUGAAAGGCAUUCUGAUCCCGAAGGACUCGGAGCCAGCACCACCACACAGGCCGCCUCGGGCUCCUGGCGUCUCUCACUCUCCACUCGUCCUCGUCCUCCAUCAUCCUGUUAUUCUGCUCCUCUCGCCAUCUCAUUCAAUUCACAAUCCUCCACUUUCUCCACGAGACACCUUCAACUAACGCCUUCCACUCCAUAAGCACACGCCCCAUUCGCUGCCGCGCAUCAUGAGCGCACUACAAAAUCGCGGCGCUAACAUGUCGCGCAAGAUUCGCAUCACUAUCGUGGCUGCCGAUUCGCUGAUCAAGCGGGAUAUUCUGAGGCUGCCCGACCCGUUUGCGAUAGUGAGCGUCGAUGGCGAGCAGAUCCACACUACCUCGGUCAUCAAGCGCACUCUCAACCCUUACUGGAAUGAAAACUUUGACAUAACCGUCAAGGACAGCAGCGUUGUCGCCGUCCAAAUCUUCGACCAGCGCAAAUUCAAGAGAAAGCAGGACCAGGGGUUCUUGGGCGUUAUCAACAUCAAGGUCUCGGACGUCCUAGACCUUGAGCUGGGUGGCCAAGAAAUGCUCACGCGCGACCUUAAAAAGGGCUCUGAGAAUGUUGCUGUCAACGGCAAACUCAUCAUCUACCUUUCCACCCAGACCAACCAGCCCAUCUCGAAUCCUGGACCAACUGUCGAGGACCGCAACGUCACAAUGCUCACUGGCAACAACUCAACCCAGGCAGCCGCCACCAGCGGUUUGGAGACGCGCGUGAGCAACAACGCUCCCACCCCCGAGCAGCCAUCCAGCCCGGCUGUCCCAAGCCAGCAGGUCCAGGCUCCAGUACCACCGCAGCACCCUGUUCCACCAGUGCAGCAGCCCCAGCAGCCAGCGCCAACGCCUCCCGUGCAAACCCCGCAAGCACAGGCCCACCAGGCCGCCGCCGCUGUGUCAGCCGCCACCCACCAACAACCAUCCGCUCAGUUUGACUCCCGCUCCGACCAGCUGGGGCCUCUGCCACCUGGCUGGGAGCGUCGCAUCGACCACCUGGGACGCCAGUACUAUGUUGACCACAACACGCGCACAACGACCUGGAACCGACCUUCAACUGAUCAGAACAACAACAAUUCAAGCCGCAUCGCCGAUGACAAUGCCGCCCGACAGCGCCAUAACAAUCGUCUCCUUGCGGACGACAUUCUGGAUGCGCAGCCCGGCACUGGUGGCUCGCACACCCCGAACAGUCAGACGCAGCAGGUGCCGUCAAUUCCUGUCACCCAGCAGACAGCGCCUGGCUCAGGUCCUCUCCCUGCCGGUUGGGAGCAACGCUUCACUCCGGAGGGGCGGCCAUACUUCGUCGACCACAACACCCGCACUACUACCUGGGUCGACCCUCGUCGCCAGCAGCUGCUGCGUGUGAUUGCACCCGGCAAUACGGGCAUGACCGUGCAGCCGCAGACAGUCAGCCAGCUUGGUCCCCUUCCCUCCGGCUGGGAGAUGCGUCUUACCUCGACCGCGCGCGUGUACUUUGUGGACCACAACACGAAGACCACGACUUGGGACGACCCCCGUCUGCCAUCGUCACUUGACCAGAACGUUCCGCAGUACAAGCGCGACUUCCGCCGCAAGCUUAUCUACUUCCGCUCGCAGCCUGCGCUCCGUUCCAACACGGGACAGUGUCACAUCAAGGUGUCGCGCGAGAACAUCUUUGAGGGCUCGUACACUGAGAUCAUGCGCCAGUCGCCCAAUGAUCUCAAGAAGCGCUUGAUGAUCAAGUUCGAGGGUGAGGACGGUCUCGACUAUGGAGGUCUCUCGCGUGAAUUCUUCUUCCUGCUCUCGCACGAGAUGUUCAACCCCUUUUACUGCCUGUUCGAGUACUCGGCCCACGACAAUUACACACUCCAGAUUAACCCUAACUCUGGCGUCAACCCGGAGCAUCUGAACUACUUCAAGUUCAUCGGCCGCGUCGUUGGCCUCGGCAUUUUCCAUCGCCGUUUCCUCGACGCCUACUUCAUCGUUUCGUUCUACAAGAUGAUCCUCAAGAAGAAGAUUACGCUCGCCGAUCUGGAGUCUGUUGACGCUGGUCUUUUCCGAGGUCUUACCUGGAUGCUGGAGAACGACAUUACCGACGUCAUCGAGGACACGUUCUCUAUCACUGAGGAGCACUUUGGCGAAGUCGUUACAAUCGACCUCAAGGAGGGCGGCCGCGAAAUUGAUGUAACAGAGGAGAACAAGAAGGACUACGUCGACCUUGUUACCGAGUACCGUAUCUCGCGUCGUGUCAAGGAGCAGUUCGAGGCCUUUAUGAGCGGCUUCAACGAGCUUAUCCCGCAGGAGCUUAUCAACGUGUUCGACGAGCGCGAGCUCGAGCUUCUCAUUGGCGGCAUGUCCGAGAUCGACGUCGACGACUGGCAGAAGCACACCGACUACCGUGGAUACAACCCAAGUGACGAGGUCGUCGAGUGGUUCUGGAAGAUCGUCCGCUCGUGGCCAGCCGAGCGCAAGUCGCGUCUCCUUCAGUUCACCACCGGCACAUCGCGUAUCCCUGUCAACGGGUUUAAGGACCUGCAGGGCUCUGACGGCCCCCGCCGCUUCACUAUCGAAAAGGCUGGCGAGGUCACCCAGCUGCCUAAGUCCCACACUUGUUUCAACCGUAUCGACCUGCCCGCGUACAAGUCUUACGACGCACUUGAACAGAAGCUUACGCUUGCUGUUGAAGAGACCGUGGGCUUCGGCCAGGAGUAAUUUAUACACGCUCACUCCGGCCCCACUACCACGCCUUCCGCUUAGACUGUACUUGGACUCUCAGAUCGUAAUAUUCCAUCCCUGUAUCGACCUGUUGCUGAAUGGAAUG
Molecule: messenger RNA, 2871 nt
Organism: Cutaneotrichosporon oleaginosum
Lineage: Eukaryota; Fungi; Basidiomycota; Tremellomycetes; Trichosporonales; Trichosporonaceae
Biological process (GO): ubiquitin-dependent protein catabolic process; protein polyubiquitination
Cellular component (GO): cytoplasm
Molecular function (GO): protein binding; ubiquitin protein ligase activity
Source: RefSeq, a predicted model, not a curated record